GCACCUCCGAGGCUCCGCCAAUCCGAGAGGAAACCGGCUUCUCUUGAACCCAGAUGGCUUCUGCUGAUAUAUAACGCCUGGGGCUGAGAGAUCAUUUAUGAAAACUUAUGAGCGUCGUAUAGCUUGUCUAGCUGACAGCGAAUAGGACUGACCAGCCGAACUUGAGGAGAAGCAUACCUAACCAAGGUGCAAAGAAACAAGGGACACUUCGAAUUGUAUAAAGAUCCACACUAUUUAUUUGGUGACUGUCAAGAUGCCUGUUAUUAGAACACUCAGCAAGGUGGCUAAGCAGGCCCUCCUGAACCCAGGAUGUGGCUGUCAGCCAAUCACAGUGGCCGUACGGACCAUCAGCUUCUCGCCCCGCCAGGUCACCUCGGACGCCAGCUUCCACUCCGUGUCCUUCUCCGAGACGGACCACCCCAAGGUGCUCAUCACAGGUGGCCUUGGACAGUUGGGGGUAGGGCUGGCUAAAAGGUUGAGGAAGCGGUUUGGCAACAACAAUGUAAUCCUGUCAGAUAUCAGGAAGCCUCCAAGCCACGUUUUCCACAGCGGCCCCUUCAUCUACUCUGACAUCCUGGACUAUAAGAACCUGCGUGAGAUUGUGGUGAACAACCGCAUCACGUGGUUGGUCCAUUACAGCGCCCUGCUUAGCGCGGUGGGAGAGGCCAACGUAUCUCUGGCUCGCGACGUCAACAUCACUGGGCUCCACAACAUCCUGGACAUUGCAGCGGAGCACGGGCUGCGUCUGUUCGUCCCCAGCACCAUCGGAGCCUUUGGGCCCACUUCGCCCCGGAACCCGACCCCUGACCUCUGUGUCCAGAGACCCAGGACCAUCUAUGGAGUGUCCAAGGUCCACGCAGAGCUCAUGGGAGAGUACUACCACCACCGCUACGGCCUUGACUUCCGCUGUCUGCGCUACCCAGGAAUCAUCUCUGCUGACUCACAGCCUGGAGGAGGAACGACAGACUACGCUGUAGCCAUAUUCCACGAUGCCGUCAAAACGGGGAAGUUUGAGUGUAACCUGAAGCCAGAAACGCGGCUGCCCAUGAUGUACAUCGACGACUGUCUGCGUGCCACCGUAGAGAUGAUGGAAGCGCCCGCAGACACCCUCUCCAUGAGGACCUAUAACAUCAACGCCAUGAGCUUUUCCCCUGAAGAGCUGGCUCAGGAGGUCCAGAAACAGCUGCCGGACCUAGAGGUCACCUACGACAUCGAUCAAGUCAGACAGGCCAUCGCUGACAGCUGGCCAAUGAAUUUUGACGACUCUAACGCACGGAACGACUGGGGCUGGAAACACGACUACGACCUCCCGGAGCUCGUCCAGACCAUGCUCAACUACAUCGGCUCAGACUCGCGCAUCUCACAGGCCAACUGAGGGGCCAGCGGUGGCGUGCUGCUCGGUGGCGUGCUGCUCGGUGACGUGCUGCUCGGUGGCGUGCUGCUCGGUGGCGUGCUGCUCGGUGGCGUGCUGGAGCAGUGUUGUUUCUUUGUACAUACUGUAAAAAACAUUGUUAUAGAGGAGACAGACACGUAGUCUAUGAAGACUGUUGUUAUAGAGGAGGGAGACACGUGGUCUAUACAGACUGUUGUUAUAGAGGAGGGAGACACGUGGUCUAUACAGACUGUUGUUAUAGAGGAGGGAGACACGUGGUCUAUACAGACUGUUGUUAUAGAGGAGGGAGACACGUGGUCUAUACAGACUGUUGUUAUAGAGGAGACAGACACGUGGUCUAUAAAGACUGUUGUUAUAGAGGAGGGAGACACGUGGUCUAUACAGACUGUUGUUAUAGAGGAGACAGACACGUGGUCUAUAAAGACUGUUGUUAUAGAGGAGGGAGACACGUGGUCUAUACAGACUGUUGUUAUAGAGGAGGGAGACACGUGGUCUAUACAGACUGUUGUUAUAGAGGAGGGAGACACGUGGUCUAUACAGACUGUUGUUAUAGAGGAGGGAGACACGUGGUCUAUACAGACUGUUGUUAUAGAGGAGGGAGACACGUGGUCUAUACAGACUGUUGUUAUAGAGGAGACAGACACGUGGUCUAUAAAGACUGUUGUUAUAGAGGAGGGAGACACGUGGUCUA
Messenger RNA from Salmo salar (Atlantic salmon), 2084 nucleotides. Its product is annotated as L-threonine 3-dehydrogenase, mitochondrial. Gene Ontology annotation, biological process: L-threonine catabolic process. The record is from RefSeq and is a predicted model, not a curated record. NCBI's taxonomy places the organism in Eukaryota, Metazoa, Chordata, Actinopteri, Salmoniformes, Salmonidae. Gene Ontology annotation, molecular function: L-threonine 3-dehydrogenase activity.